AUGGAUACUAAGAGUAGUAAUUGUAGCGAAAAAUGUGAAAAUAAUGAUAAAGUAGGUCACCGUAUGACCUCUUCAAGUACUAACAGUGAGAAUUGUCCAGGGUGUGGCUUAAGCGAUUUGGACAAAAUUACCAUAACUGUAGCCCCAACGACCGGGGGUAGAUUUGACAUUUCAGUUCAAAAAAAUAUAGCAGUUGAAAACCUUAAAAAAGUUAUAUCUAAAAAGCUAAAAGUACCUAAGGAACGGAUACUACUGUUGCACAAAGAAAGCACUUUAACAUUACUACCCUCAGUAGAAACAGGAUUACUCUCACAGAGACCUGAACAGGGUGUUAUGCAAGCUUUGGAAAGUUUAAAUGAUUCUCAGGUUAAUGAUUUUUUGUCUGGUAAAGCACCCUUGAAUCUCACAAUGAGAUUAGGUGAUCAUAUGAUGUUAAUUCAACUUCAGCUUUCUUCUGUAACUCCAAGUAUGACUCGUAAAUCCAGUUCAAAUAUUUCUGUUCAGCAAAGCGGCAAAUCAAACGAGUCUUACAAUACGAAACCAAAUGUUCCUAGCACUUCUGAUGAAUCCUUGCCAUGCAGUAGUAAUAGCAGCAGCAGCAGCAGCAGCAGUAGUAGUAGUAGUGGUAGUAGCAGCAGCAGCAGCAGCAGUAAUAAUUCCUCCGAUCCCGAUUUAUCAUUGCCUAAUUUAAAUUUACUUAAAUCUAAAUUAAAUUCAUUAUUGCAUAAAAAUAACGAAAAUUUACAUUCACUAAAAAGAAAAUUAAAUCCGGGAGAAGAUGAGACCUCGGUUAAAAAGAUUAAAUCGGAUGACGAAGGAAAAACUAGAUACUUUAAAGAUUUAAAUUUAAAAAACGUUUUAUUAAAUGUAUCAGAACCCACUAGACCCGAAUCGAAAAGUUCAAAGUGCAGCAGCGAAAUCGUAAAAGAUGAGCCUAAAGAAGACUCCUCCUCGUCUAAAAGUCAACAAAUUAAUCAAGAAUUGCAAGUUAAAAAAUCUGACGUAUUGUCUCAAAUAAUGGAAAGCGUUAGAAAAAUUAGCGAAAAUACGACGGAAAUUAGUCAGGCUAUUGAAGGAAAGGUUUGUGAUAAAGAUGUUAGUAUUUACGGGUCCAAGUGCAAUGUGAAUUGUACGUGCUCGAAUAAAACCGGAUAUAAUUUGGAUAAUAGUGUCAAAAAUAGUGAUUCAACAGCUUUGGAUACGAAAGCCUUGGCCGAAGCUUCUAGAAACCUUACCCAAACAUUAAAACAAUUAUCUUCUGAAGUAUUUACAUGCCGUUCGGAAAAUUCAGAUGAUUGCUCUUCGUCUUCUUCGUCAUCUCGUAGACGUCCAGGAACUCAGGGAGCUAUUAUAGAAUCAAUGCAACACCACGGAAAAGGUGUUUUCAGUGGUACAUUCUCUGGUACGUUAAAUCCAGCUCUUCAAGAUAGAUUCGGUCGUCCCAAACGUGAUAUUUCUACAAUUAUACACAUAUUAAAUGAUUUACUUUGUGCUACUCCUCAAUAUCGCAGACAAAGGCAGCAACCCCAGCCACAAAUAAAAGUUCAAACGCAUGAAAGCUCAUCAAUCGAAGAUAGUAACACCUCCGCCACAGAGUUAGUUUCGGUAGAAAAUGAAGCAACUCGUGGAAAAUUAGAAAGACUUCGAAUGGUUAUGGAACAAAAUAGAGCUCGUCGUCGUGCCAGACGAGAAGCCAAGACAUCAGAUAGCGCAAAUACAGAUAUAAAUAAUGAAGACGAAUUGGAAACUAAUAAUCAAGAUAGUCCUGAAUUAAUGGAAAUUAGCCCGCCAGAGCCUGUAAUGGCCUAA
Pediculus humanus corporis (human body louse) is the source of this 1809-nucleotide messenger RNA. RefSeq lists its product as uncharacterized. NCBI's taxonomy places the organism in Eukaryota, Metazoa, Arthropoda, Insecta, Psocodea, Pediculidae. Gene Ontology annotation, cellular component: nucleus. The record is from RefSeq and is a predicted model, not a curated record. The transcript has 7 exons. The coding region runs from base 1 to 1809 and encodes 602 amino acids.